Molecule: messenger RNA, 930 nt
Organism: Lindgomyces ingoldianus
Lineage: Eukaryota; Fungi; Ascomycota; Dothideomycetes; Pleosporales; Lindgomycetaceae
Exons: 10
Coding region: 1-930 (309 amino acids)
Source: RefSeq, a predicted model, not a curated record
AUGCCUUUGGAAUCACACAAAAAUGGUAUUGUUAUAUCAAGAGUCUAUUGUAUUUCUCCUCAAGCUAAGGAAUCUUCAGGAGCGCUCGAAGAGACGAAUACAAUUACAUUGGUUCGGGAUCGACGAAACCCUCCGUGGGAGGCUAGAAACUAUUUCAAUGAUUUCGUCAAGAUUUGGAUGAAUUAUUUUAGCGAAGAUUAUGCUCUGGCCUGGACAUCCAGCAAAGUGUCAAUUAUUCUAACUAUUGGGCUCCUUUUCUACGAUGGCGCUAGCAUUCGUUAUUGCCUACAUAUUCAUUUACACCUCUUAUAUAACUUUCGGACCGGAUUCCCACAACGCGAUAUAAUAUGGUUCUCUGUUCCUAUUCACAUGGCAAUAUACUCAGCCAAACCAAGCGUCCUGGCGUCUCACGUGCAUUUCUUGUCUAUUUCGAUAAGUGUUUGGCAAGAUUCUAGAGUUACAGGCGUCCAGCUGAAGUUGCGGACGAUGGUAAGUAUGCGCGAGCUGACCGUCGCUCUGCCUACACCGGUGAUGAUACAAUCUUCCUCGAGCCUAAUAUUAUUUGAUGUGUUUUGGACAUUUUCGGUAACUUGUUAUGUAUAUAUCCCUCUCCCCACUUGGUCUUGGAUUCCUAGCUUUCCACAUACAGUCUUGAUACUCCCACUUCAAAUGGUAGUCGAAACUUCAAACUCUCAAUGUGCCCCGAAUUUGGGCCUUUACUUCAAUGUUCAUAGAAGAACUCGGAAACUGAUCAAACGAAGUAUUUCAAGCUUUUGGGCGGAAGAGUUCAUGAAUCACAACAAGUUUCGGGAAUCGUGUUAUGAAACGGAAGCAUCUAUGGGAACGAGCUCUACUGGCACCUUCUUAAAGCUGGAGAUGAAACAAUAUAAUACGACGAUGGCGAUGAAGCAACUUGAAAGCACCUUAUAG